Messenger RNA from Sitophilus oryzae (rice weevil), 1911 nucleotides. RefSeq names its product rhomboid-related protein 2-like. Gene Ontology annotation, cellular component: membrane. Gene Ontology annotation, molecular function: calcium ion binding; serine-type endopeptidase activity. The record is from RefSeq and is a predicted model, not a curated record. The transcript has 6 exons. NCBI's taxonomy places the organism in Eukaryota, Metazoa, Arthropoda, Insecta, Coleoptera, Curculionidae. The coding region runs from base 527 to 1642 and encodes 371 amino acids.
UAAUGUACUGUUAACUGUUAGUUUAAAUUUUAGAUCGGCUCUAGCAAGACGUCCACUAAACCGGUUAAUUUUUUCGGUAAAAAGUUGAUUCAAUUGAAGUUUCAUUUGAUUGAGUGAAUGGUUACGUUUGAAAUAUGUGUGAAAUAGUAGCUUGAUAUUAUAUGAUAUUAACAGUUCGGCGCUAAAUGUUUUACACUCAUACGUUAAUAUUCAUUAGAAUAUAAGAAUAGUUAAAUGGUAAAUGUGACCAUACUGUGAAUUUUGAAAAACAACGAUAUAUUUUUUCAUAAAGAAAAAAAUCAUACUUGGACUAACUGGAAUACAGGACACUGAAGUUGAUUUUAAAUCCAAACACUUUACAAGUUGGAAAACUAUUCAAUUAUUGUGCAGAAAUUGUUCAGGAAUUCAAAACAACCCAUCUUUAGGCCCUUUUGAAACUAAAUUGUUGCAUUUUUUAUGGAAUUUCAUAUUUCACUUAACUAUUAAUUAGCAAGAAGGAAGAUACCGAAGAUGUAACCUGCAGAAAAUGGCAGCUACUGAAGAAACAGAUUCAAAGGAAAUAAAAUAUACCGAGGAUGCCAUAAGAUAUUUUAGAAGUAUUUUUAGAAAGUAUGAUCUAGAUGGAAGCGGUGGUAUUGAGAUACGAGAAUUUAUAGAAAUGCUUCGGCAAAACGAUGAAAUUUCAGAGAAGAUUAUUAAGAAAUUAUUUAAAUAUGGCGACAAGAACAAGGACAAGAAAAUUACUUUGGAUGAGUUUAUCGACCUAGUGACUGACCGGAAAUUUUCACAAGUCUUCGGGAAAUAUGUCAACAACUAUAUGCACUUUAUACUUCCAAAUCAAAAACCCAAGUAUAAACCUACCGGUCGAAGGGCCCCAAGAUCUGUUGAAGAAGGUCAAUCAGAAGUUGAUGGACCUUAUGAAGAAGAAUACUCUUGUCUGCCGCCUCCGAUAGGAAUGGUGUUUAUAUCCAUAAUGGAAAUAAUAUUUUUUGUAAUUGACGAACAUAGAAAGUCGAAAUCAGCUGUGGUAGACAGCGGUCCAAUGGCAAACUUAUUUAUCUACAACCCAAAUAAAAGAUAUGAAUUUUGGAGAUUUCUAACGUAUAUGUUUGUUCAUAUAGGGUACACUCAUCUAUCAGUAAAUCUCAUAAUUCAAAUAUUCCUAGGCAUUCCACUUGAACUGGCACACAGAUGGUGGAGAGUGUUGAUAUUAUAUUUUCUUGGUGUAAUUGCUGGUUCACUCUUAACAUCUGUUAUGGAUCCGUUUUGCUUUUUGGCUGGUGCUAGCGGAGGGGUGUAUGCUUUACUUACUGCACAUAUCUCUACUGUCAUAAUGAAUUUUGAUAGCAUGGCUUGUCCAUGCUUGCAUCUCAUUAUAAUUAUCAUGCUGAUAAGUGUUGAUGUGGGAUCAGCGCUAUAUGCCAGAUAUACAGCCACACUUGAUCAAACCAUCGGAUAUGUAGCACAUUUUGGUGGAGCCGUAGCCGGCCUUCUUGUCGGCAUAUGGAUGCUACGCAACGUGGAAGUUACCAAUAGAGAAAAUAAGAUAUGGUGGAUUGCACUCAUCUUGUAUAUAUUUUCAAUGAUUACUCUCAUAGCUAUAAAUAUUUUCUGGACCAGUCAUUUUCAAAAGAGCUUAUAAAGCAAAUAUUUCCCUACAAACAAUUAUUGUCGCUAUGAUAAUUUAAUGGUACAUAAACUAUUAAAAGAAUCAGCAUAAAAUAGUCCAAGAAAAUACGCUUUCAAAUAGGAAGUUUUGGUAAAAACUUGAUUUUUUGAUGAGUUACUUAGAAAGAUCUAAAAACGGAUUUUGAAAGUUUUUUUUUAAAUUAAAUAAAAAAAAUAAUUCCAAGCAAAAUGAAUAAAAAUGUUAAAUAUAUGAAUUUUUGAGCAACUUAUUUUUUUAAUUUC